Pseudogymnoascus destructans is the source of this 2029-nucleotide messenger RNA. RefSeq lists its product as uncharacterized. The transcript is spliced from 3 exons. Gene Ontology annotation, molecular function: pyridoxal phosphate binding; carboxy-lyase activity. NCBI's taxonomy places the organism in Eukaryota, Fungi, Ascomycota, Leotiomycetes, Thelebolales, Thelebolaceae. The record is from RefSeq and is a predicted model, not a curated record. Bases 70 to 1863 code for a protein of 597 amino acids. Gene Ontology annotation, biological process: amino acid metabolic process.
UCUUAAGCAACAACAAACCACCUUUGCCUUUGCAAAGCUUUGCUUUGUGGCAAUCAUAGAAUCACCACAAUGGACUCCAAGCAGUUCAAGGAGGCCGCAACAUCUGCGAUUGAUGAGAUUGUGAGCUACUAUGACACCCUACCAGACCGCAAGGUUUUGUCCCGUGUCGAGCCCGGAUACCUCAGGAAGAUUCUCCCAUCCGGUCCUCCAGAGAAAGGAGAGUCAUGGCAAGAUAUCCAGAAAGAUAUUGAGGAGAAGAUUGUGCCUGGAUUGACUCACUGGCAACAUCCAAACUUCAUGGCCUUCUUCCCUGCCAGCAGCUCCUUCCCAGGCAUGCUUGGUGAGCUCUACUCAGCUGCAUUCACCGCCCCAGCCUUCAAUUGGAUUUGCUCCCCAGCCGUCACUGAGCUUGAGACAGUCGUCCUGGACUGGCUUGCCAAGCUCCUCAACCUCCCAGACUGCUACCUCUCCACCGGGGAGGGUGGUGGUGUCAUCCAGGGCUCCGCCUCAGAGGCAAUUGUAACUUGCAUGGUGGCUGCCCGUGACAAGUAUCUUCGUGAGACCACAUCCCACCUCAGCGGCGAGGAGCAAGAAGAUGCCAUUGCCCACAAGCGCAGCAAGCUUGUUGCCCUCGGCAGCGACCAAGCCCACAGCAGCACCCAGAAGGCAGCCCUCAUCUCCGGAGUCCGCUACCGCUCGGUCCCCACGACCCUCGAGAACAACUUCGCCCUGACCGGCGACGCCCUGCUCAAGACAAUCAACGAGCUCAAGGCUAAGGGCCUUGAGCCCUUCUACCUCACCUGCAACCUUGGAACAACCUCCACCUGCGCCGUCGACGACUUUCGUUCCAUCACCAAAGUCCUCAAGACCGCUGCCCCACCCGGCCCCGGCGAGAUCUGGGUGCACGUCGACGCCGCCUAUGCCGGCUCGGCUCUCGUCUGCCCGGAGUACCACCACCUGACCUCGCACUUCGGAGAGUUCCACUCCUUUGACAUGAACAUGCACAAGUGGCUUCUAACCAACUUCGAUGCGUCUUGCCUGUUCAUCCGCAAGCGCAAGGACCUCAUCGACGCCCUCAGCGUGACCCCCAGUUACCUUCGCAAUGAGCACUCCGAGAGCGGCCUGGUCACCGAUUACCGCGAUUGGCAGAUCCCUCUUGGACGCCGCUUCCGCAGCCUGAAGAUCUGGUUCGUCAUGCGCACAUAUGGUGUUGGGGGUAUGCAGGCGCACAUCCGUCGCCACAUCAAGCUGGGCGAUCUCUUCCAUGGUCUGGUUAAGAAGAGAGCCGAUUUGUUCGAGGUGAUUGGCAAGCCUAGCUUUGCAUUGACGACGUUUGCUCUCACGCCCAAGGAUGGGGAGGAUCGCGAGGAGGUGAAUCGCGUGUCGAAGCAGGUCUAUGAGGCUGUUAACAAUGGCGGUGUUAUUUAUAUCACCAGCAGUGUGGUGGGUGGUAUUUACAUUCUUCGUGUGGUCAGUGCGAAUGAGCUGGCUGAGGAGAAGUAUGUUCUUAACGCCUUUGAUAUUAUCGUGCGAACCACCGAGGAGGUUCGUGGCCUCAAGAUCACUGGAUCGAGUGGGGUUAACGGCGUGAAAGCCGUCAAUGGGGUCAAUGGGGUUAACGGCGUGAAAGCCGUCAAUGGGGUCAAUGGGGUCAAUGGGGUCAAUGGGGUCAAUGGGGUCAAUGGGGUCAAUGGGGUCAAUGGGGUCAAUGGGGUCAAUGGGGUCAAUGGGGUCAAUGGGGUCAAUGGGGUCAAUGGGGUGAAUGGGGUGAAUGGGGUCAAUGGGUUGAAAGCCGUCAAUGGGGUGAAUGGGGUCAAUGGGGUGAAUGGAAAGGUCCAGAUGCUAAGGGGCUCGGAGAGGUGACGGAUGUCAAUGGUCUUGCGAAAUAAGAGCAUUAAGCGUUUCCAGGAUAAGAUAGAACGAAUUUGACGACGACAGGAAAGAAACUGUACACUACUAGACCGCAAGACACAAGUUCCAGGCCUGGCAAUACGUUAUUAGGAAGAUAGAUAGGCUAGCCAAAAAUAUC